CGCAUAUUUUGACCUCUUCUUUAUUCAUUUCCCGAUCCGUCUAUUCUUUCCUUUCUCCAAAAAUCCCCAAAUCAACAACACUUUCUCGUAUCGCAUAUUUCUUGUUACGUUUUCUCAAUCCAGAAAAUUCACUACCAAUUUCCGAAUAUCAAAUAUGCAGGCGUCGCGAGCAAGGCUAUUCAAGGAGUACAAAGAGGUGCAACGAGAGAAGACAGCUGAUCCUGAUAUUCAAUUGGUUUGUGAUGAUUCUAACAUUUUUAAGUGGACAGCUCUUAUCAAGGGACCUUCAGAGACUCCUUAUGAAGGGGGUGUCUUCCAGCUUGCAUUUUCUGUUCCAGAGCACUAUCCUCUACAACCACCUCAAGUACGGUUUUUGACUAAAAUAUUUCACCCGAACGUGCAUUUUAAGACUGGGGAGAUUUGCCUAGAUAUCUUGAAAACUGCUUGGAGCCCCGCUUGGACUUUGCAGUCUGUCUGUAGGGCUAUAAUUGCCUUGAUGGCUCAUCCAGAACCUGACAGCCCAUUGAAUUGUGAUUCAGGUAAUCUUCUGCGAUCUGGUGAUGUUAGAGGGUACCAGUCCAUGGCAAGAAUGUACACUAGGCUUGCAGCAAUGCCAAAGAAAGGCUGAUUGAUUUCUGAUAACUUCUGCUCUAUGUUUGUCUAGGUAACAAGUUAGCAAUUGAUAUAGCAGUUCUUUGUUCAAAUCUUAACUUGUUUAAAGUGUGUAUACAUUUCAUUUAAGACAUGCUUUUCACUGUUUUUAAGAUGUAUUAAAGUGGUGACUUGUACAAAGUGUUUGUAACUUGAUGUAUCUGGACAUGAGCCAGAGUUGAGCUCAACAAUCAACAUGCUUGAAUAAUCCUUGAUUGUUUCCA
This is a messenger RNA of Trifolium pratense (red clover), 875 nucleotides long. Its product is annotated as protein PEROXIN-4. NCBI's taxonomy places the organism in Eukaryota, Viridiplantae, Streptophyta, Magnoliopsida, Fabales, Fabaceae. The transcript is spliced from 5 exons. The record is from RefSeq and is a predicted model, not a curated record. Bases 155 to 628 code for a protein of 157 amino acids.